ACCACCCGCGCGGCCAUCGCCAGCAUCCUUUUCCCUUCAUCCUCAUUGCGUCGCUGAUCUGCGACCCAGCUUGCCCAAGAUGGCGCGCGUCUACGCCGACGUCAACCAGAACAUGCCCCGUAGCUACUGGGACUACGACAGCGUCAACAUCAGCUGGGGUGUUCUCGAGAACUACGAAGUCGUCCGUAAGAUUGGUCGGGGCAAGUACUCCGAGGUCUUUGAAGGCAUCAACGUCGUAAACUAUCAGAAGUGUGUUGUCAAGGUUCUCAAGCCUGUUAAGAAGAAGAAGAUCAAGCGAGAGAUCAAGAUCCUGCAGAACUUGGCCGGCGGCCCCAACGUUGUUGCGCUGCUCGACGUCGUGCGAGACUCCCAGAGUAAGACACCGUCUCUCAUUUUCGAGUAUGUCAACAACACCGACUUCCGAAGCCUGUACCCCAAGUUCAACGACCUUGACGUGCGAUUCUACAUCCUGGAGCUGCUCAAGGCUCUGGACUACUGCCACAGCAAGGGAAUCAUGCACCGAGACGUCAAACCUCAUAACGUUAUGAUCGACCAUGAGAACAGAAAGCUGCGUCUGAUUGAUUGGGGUCUGGCUGAAUUCUACCACCCCGGAACCGAAUACAACGUGCGUGUAGCAUCCCGGUACUUCAAGGGUCCCGAACUGCUGGUCGAUUUCCAGGAGUACGACUACAGCCUGGAUAUGUGGAGUCUGGGUGCCAUGUUUGCCUCCAUGAUCUUCCGGAAAGAACCAUUCUUCCACGGCAACAGCAACUCGGAUCAGCUUGUCAAGAUCGCAAAGGUCCUUGGCACGGAUGAUCUUUUUGACUACCUUGACAAGUACGAAAUAGAAUUGGAUGCACAGUAUGAUGAUAUUCUGGGACGAUUCCAGAAGAAGCCUUGGCAUAGCUUUGUCACAUCGGAAAACCAGCGUUUUGUCUCUAACGAAGCCAUCGACUUCCUUGAUAAGCUGCUACGCUACGAUCAUCAGGAGCGUCUCACGGCAAAGGAGGCCCAAGCCCAUGCCUAUUUCAACCCUGUUCGGGAUCCUGAAGUUUUCAAGCAGAACUUGAUCGGCGCUAACGGAGGACCGUACAAGUCCUGAAGAACAUUGAUGCCUUAUUUUAUUUUCCUAUUUUUCUAUCUCGAGUAUCGCGUUCCUUCUGCUCUCCCACCCCCAUCAAUGCCAUUUGAACCAUUACCUCUUGAAGAUAACUAUAGCUAUUUUGGCCGUGCUGCCUAAUAAAGCUUACGUGUUCUCUAUAAGACAGAAUAUGUGCAAGGAGGGACAAGCCAUGGGUAAAAGAAAAAUGGAGGGGCAAAACGACUAUGGUGAACGGCAAUUCUUAUGUUGACGUUUUUUGCGGAAGUGUGAUAGGAACAACAAUGUUCAGCGCUGGAUAUGAGAAAGAAAGCAAGCGGCUAGGAAAUGACUACAGCGAACAGACCUCUCUAUUCCCCCCUUUCCCCCUAACUCAUCCCAUUCCCUCCCCUUUCAAAUCCUUCACCAGUUUAUGAAAUCUGGGGCUGUAUCUCACUCAGUCAGUCGGUCUGCGGCGUUUCAGGAAAUUUGGGCAUUUGACAAACUCGGGAGCGAGGCAAGCAAGGGGAAGGGGGGAUUCUCAUCCAUAGUUUCUCGCUUCUUGUUAACGACUUGGAACACUUUAUUUGAUUUGCGGGUACCUAAUAUGAGGUAGCGGGUAAUAUAUUGCCAUUACACACUGCCUGUUUUACGUCUCUCUCUCUUUUGUUAAAACGAAAAGAAGAAAAAUAUGCCUCCG
Messenger RNA from Trichoderma virens Gv29-8, 1778 nucleotides. RefSeq names its product casein kinase II subunit alpha (gene CSK2A). Gene Ontology annotation, molecular function: ATP binding; protein serine/threonine kinase activity. The record is from RefSeq and is a predicted model, not a curated record. Gene Ontology annotation, cellular component: protein kinase CK2 complex; cytosol; nucleus. The transcript is spliced from 6 exons. NCBI's taxonomy places the organism in Eukaryota, Fungi, Ascomycota, Sordariomycetes, Hypocreales, Hypocreaceae. The coding region runs from base 80 to 1102 and encodes 340 amino acids. Gene Ontology annotation, biological process: DNA damage response; protein phosphorylation; regulation of transcription by RNA polymerase III.